AGGAGUCUCGCCACUCCUGGCAACUCAGUUGAGCGGUGAGUCAUCUGGCAGCGCCGCUGAAACAGACGCACUUGUUGAGUCGCGCCCGGUGUAUCUAUCGGCUCCUGAGAGAGAGAGAGAGAGAGAGAGAGAGAGCAACCCUUCAUCCUCUAAAUCAAAACCAAACAAAAUAUGCAUUAAGGAUAUUUGAGUAAAUCUCCAGUCAGAAUUAAUCGACAUUUUAUCGCCCGUUGCUGCGUUGCCAGGACGAGUGUUUUUGAUGUCUACACACCGUCUCCCUCUGUGGCCAUAUUUACACGCUCUAAUGGGCUAUGUGGUCAUCCUACUGACUUCCCUGCCACAAUUCAGCAAAGGUCAGAACUGUUCCCACCCGCUUAUCCCUGAGCAUGGUGGCUUCUACUGUAAGCCUUCUCCAUGUCGGGGUUUCCCUCCAAAGAGUCGUAUCUACUUCUUCUGUGAAUCGGGAUAUGUCCUACCAUCCCGUAUCCACCACUCCAACUGCCGCAAAGGCCAGUGGGAACCCAGUAUCCCAAAGUGCAUGCUUAACACAGCUGGACAUGCAAAACAUGACGACAGAGUGACAGAUUCAGUCCCGAGUGUUGCUACAACUGCUGUAGGUAUUUCGAUCUUUCUUCUCACCACCACAGCCUGCAUGGUUAUCAAGUCCCGACUCUACCCUUGUCACUCUCAAAGGCGAUCGUCCGAUCAGUUGGACUUGAUGGUGGACGGCUUGCCCGUGCCUCUGCCCACCUAUGAGGAGGCGGUGUACGGAAGUUGGGGUCAGCGCAUCCCACCUUUACAUGGACCCACUCAGCUCUUGCUGGCCUCAUCAGAGAACAGCCCAUUAUCAUCGCUCAUCCAGUCAGGUUCCAAUAACUGCACAGACACUUCAAAUCAGAGCACAGAGGAGCCGCCACCUUACGAGGAGACACACCUACGUUCUAUGGAUGGAGGAAAUGAAGGAGAAGCGCGGGCCUCGCACAUUGCACUUUCUGUGGAAAAGGACAACUAACUGCUGGGUGUGUGAGCUCACCUUCAGCUUAUUGAUUGUUAGUUCUCUUGCCAUCGCUUCAUGCCUAACAGUGCAGUUUAUAGUCUGCUUCAGAGGUUUUUAAUGAAACAUAAUUUUGGUCUUUAUUUCAUAUGAAUGACACCAGGGGGAGUUUGGGUUGGUAGAUGUUUAGCAAGUGAGUGACAGUGUGUGAUGUGCAUGGUGAUUUUGAUUGUGUUAAUGUUUUCAGUGGUGCUGGAGACAUGUUUAUCGUUGCCCUCAGUGAGGGGACUAGACCACAAUGGUCUUGUGGACUGGAAUAGCACAGACUUCACCUUGGAGGACUGUGGCUUCUUCGUGGUCAGUAUGGAGGAAAUAAAUUAAUAUGACUCCAGCAGAACUGUGGGACUGAUGGUGUCACCUGAACAUAUGCCAAAAGUACAGAUUAUUUUAAAGAAAAGGGCUUACCUUGAUGCUAAGGUUGGAAAUUGGCUCAUUUCUCCCCAGUUUUUGUUUUUUUUAUUUCAUGUUUGCAUUCACGUUUAAUAAUGAUUGCUGCUGAAAGCUCUCAUUUAUCAGCUGGAUUAUAGGGUAUAUAAGACCCCUUGCACUGAGGUUCUCUUAUUUACAUAUUACUUACUUAUUAUUUUCUGCAUUAGUAAACAUGAUGAACCAUGAAUUUCAACAUUAGUAGACCACAUGUUAACAAUUUGAUAAAGGAAGUUAACAAAAGAAAUGACUUGUGAGUUCACCUGUAAAUAUGGCAACUUACUUUCUGGUUAACAGCCACAACCACGUUCAAGAUGUUUGUUCAUAUUACCUAUUGUGGAUUUAUUUUGACCUUUCAGUGAUAGAACUAUUUGGAUUAUUAUUUAUAAACAUCACUUUGUUUGUAUUAAUGCUGAAGUUCAUGGUUUGUUCACAUAUCACUAAUGAGUAAAAAUAAUGCUAUUUAUGGGAACCUUAGUGUAUAAUAUACAAAUGCAUAAAGUUACAACCUGAAGCCUUGCUAUCUGUUCUCUGAUGCUGGGUAAUAGAAGAUGGUGUGUUUUUGAGAGCAUGUGCACAUUUGCGUUUUUUCUUUAACUACAAAGUAAAAAAUGUAAUCUAUAAUGUUGUUAUAAUAUUUUUUUACAUUUGUAUAUAGCACUUAGAUAUAACAUCAAAUAUAUAUAUAUAUA
Hemibagrus wyckioides is the source of this 2172-nucleotide messenger RNA. RefSeq lists its product as uncharacterized. The coding region runs from base 260 to 1012 and encodes 250 amino acids. The transcript is spliced from 5 exons. Lineage: Eukaryota; Metazoa; Chordata; Actinopteri; Siluriformes; Bagridae. The record is from RefSeq and is a predicted model, not a curated record.